UACUUCCCUCCCUAACCCGGACCCGGUAGUCGACUACAGACCACGCUGUGAGCUACCGAGACACCGUAGAACUAGACCAGCUUCCGGGACUCAUCCUGACUGCUGCGACUCUUCUCAGACGCUCACGGGCACGAGAAAUCAAGAUACAGCUUGUUAGGAUACCUCCUGAUCUGUCAGUCCAAGAAGUCACAGAGAUUAGUGACUACUGUUGAUUCUAUUUAAAAUGGGUGUAAAGAAGAAGAAAGAAACACAGGUUACUUCAUUGACCGUUUGUCAUCGGGACCUUGAAACUUUGAAAUCCUUGGCUGAUGUGGAAGGGAAAAAUCUAGCUUCUUUGCUGUUGCAUUGUGUACAACUCACUGAUGGAGUGUCACAGAUCCGUUAUGUUAAACAGAUUGUGCCCUUACUGGAGAAGGCAAAUAAAAAUGGCACAUGUGAUCCCACUAUUCGAAGUUGUUUGGAUAUUUUAGCAGGCAUUUAUCUUUCUUUGAAUCUAAAGAAUCCCUUGAAGAAAGUCUUGGCAAGCUCACUAAAUGGCCUACCUGAAUUUUUUCUAAUUGAGGCUACACAAAGUUUUACUUCUCGUCUUCAGGAAGAGUUGAAUACGAGUACUGAUCUGUACUCUUACAGAAAAGUUAUUGACAAUAUAUCUUGCUGUAUGGAAAACUUCGACUUGGGUAGAUCAAGUGUUAAUAAUCUUCUUGAAAAUGUGCUUCAUUUCCUGCAGAAGAGUUUAAUUGAAAUCUCAGAAGAAAACAGAAAAUUGGCUGGAAAUCAUAUUGUUCAAACACAGUUGAUGAAUGACUUGUUGGUGAGCAUUAGAGUUUCGGUGAUGUUAGUACAGAAAGUACAGGGUUUCCAGAGACUUCAUUUGAAGAAUUCUCCUACCUGGCAAAGUAUGUGUGGACUGCUGAGUAUGUUUACCAACUUUUUAAGUGAUGAUGGUCUCUUACAGACAAUUCAGAGUACAUCUGGAUUAGCUGUUAUUCUUUUUAUUAAGGCUAUGUUUCAUCCACCUGAAAAGAUUCCUGAUUUGAUAAGCAGCGUGCUUCUCCGUUCCGUGGACCCCACCAGCGCCCCCGAGUGGCUUUUGAGCUGCUGCAAGAGCCUUUGUUGUGCUGAUGUCCCCCCGUCAGCUCUCCUCUUCCUGUGUCAGGGGACACUCACUAUGUUGGACUGGCAGGAGGGGAGGAUGGGCCCCAGUGGGGAGGCCCUGCUCCUGAAUACUGUGCGUGUUUUGUUCACCUUGAGUUCACAGAUCAAGGAGUCAACCCUGGAAAUGUUUCUGUCUAGGAUUUUGGCAUCUUGGACUAAUUCAGCUAUACAAGUCCUUGACUCAAGUUCCCCAAGCCUAAAGGACAACCUGAAUGGGAAUGCAGAUGUGGUUAGGAGGCUUUUGGACUAUGUCUAUACCCACUGGGAACAUCCACUGGAUGCCUUGAGACACCAAACCCAAAUCAUAUUCAGAAAUAUUCUCCAAAUGCACCAGCUCACUGUAGAAGAGUCAGGUUCAGAUUUGUCUGCUGAUCGUUUCAUUUUUGAACUGACCGAGAGUCUUCUGCGAUUGGAAUGGCAUAGUAAAGGAAAGUACACAUGCCUUGGUUGUUUAGUAGGCUUCAUAGGAAUUGACCAUAUCUUGGCAUUAGCUAAAACCAUUCCAUCGCAAAUCUUAGAGGUGAUGGGGGACCAGUCUCUGGUGCCUUAUGCAAGUGACCUCUUGGAAACCAUGUUUAAAAAUCAUAAGAGUCGUUUGAAAUCCCAGGCUGUCGACAACACUUGGAUUGACAAGUGGCACGAGACUUGGGUUUCUCCUCUUCUUUGUGUACUGUGUGAAGGAAAUCUGGAUCAGAAAUCUUAUGUGAUUGAUUAUUACUUGCCAAAAUUACUGAACUGCAACCCUGAGAGCUUAAGCUAUAUGGUAAAGAUUCUUCAGACUUCUGCUGAUGCUAAAACAGGAUCUUAUGACAGCGGAGGGGCUCUGGGAGCUUUGAUGGCUUGUCUAAGAACAGCUCGAGCUCAUGGACAUCUUCAGUCUGCAACUGAUGCCUGGAGGGACCUUGUGUCCAGUGAAAGAAUAAAGCAAGGCUUAAUUCAUCAGCACUGCCAAGUACGGAUUGAUACAUUAGGCUUGCUUUGUGAAAGUAAUCGAAGCACAGAAAUCGUUUCCACAGAAGAAAUGCAGUGGAUCCAGUUCUUUAUCACAUACAAUCUUAACAGUCAGUCUCCAGGAGUGCGACAACAGAUUUGUUCUCUUCUUAAAAAGGGAUCAAACCUGUGCCCCUUGAGGUGGAAGCAUGGAGUCUUAACCAUGGGGCCACCGGGAGGUCCAGGGUGUAAGUUGUUUUGUAGGAUACAGGAAAGCUCUCAGGUACUUUAUAAACUGGAGCAAAGUAAAUCCAAACAUGAACCAAGGAGUGAGUCAACCAGACAACACCCUUCUGUUUCUUUACAGCAGUAUAAGAACUUCAUGUCAUCCAUUUGCAAUAGUCUUUUUGAAGCAUUGUUUCCUGGCUCUUCCUACCCAACUAGAUUUUCAGCUUUAACCAUUUUAGGCUCAAUAGCUGAAGUUUUUCCUGUGCCAGAAGGUAGAGUCCAAACAGUGUAUCAGCUGAGUCAUGAUAUUGAUGUUGGUCGUUUCCAAACACUAAUGGAAUGUUUAACUGGCACUUUUGAAGAAGUGAAAAUUUUAGCAUUUGAUCUUCUAAUGAAGUUACCAAAAACAUUUGUACAAUUUCAGGGUUCAGUGAAACUGCAAGGCUUAUUCCAAGCAGCUCUGGAGCUUAGUACCAGCACCAAACCGUAUGACUGUGUAACAGCUUCCUACCUACUGAACUUCUUAAUCUGGCAGAAUGCUUUGCCGUCAUCGCUGUCUGCUUGCUUAAAAACUCAGCAGGUUGCAUGUGGAGAUGGAGAUAAGUCUGCUGCUGUGGAAGAAAGUAACACAUUAAUAGUUAUCAAAUGCUUGUUGGAAAAUCUUGAGGAAGAAGUAUCUCGGGCUGAAAAUUCUCUGCUUCAGGCAGCAGCGUCAUUUCCAAUGUAUGGGCGGGUCCACUGUAUAACAGGAGCUUUGCAAAAGCUGCCUCUGAACAGCCUGCAGUUGGUGAGUGAGUGGAGACCCGUGGUGGAGAAGCUCCUUGUGACCUCCUAUAGGGUCUCGGCCGUGGUGUCUCCAGUCAUUCAGAGCUCCUCCCCAGAAGGCCUCAUCCCCAAUGACACUGAUGCAGAGUCAGCAAGCCGCUUGCACAGGAUUCUGAAUGAGAUUCAGCCACGAGAUACUAAUGAUUAUUUCAGUCAAGCCAAAAUAUUGAAAGAAUGUGGUAGCUUUGAUUUAGAGGAGUCUAAAUCAAACAGUGUACCGAAUAUUGAUACUUCUGCAGAAAUCAAAGGUAAAGAAGGAAAAACAUGUGACGUAACUGCUCAGAUGCUGCUGGUGUGUUGCUGGAGAAGCAUGAAGGAAGUUGCUUUACUCUUAGGCUCUCUGUGCCAGCUUCUACCCAUGCGGUCUGUGCCAGAGUCUCCCGAUGGAUUGUUGACGGUGGAGCAGGUAAAAGAAAUAGGAGAUUACUUUAAACAACACCUUUUACAGUCCAGGCACAGAGGAGCAUUUGAACUGGCUUACACUGGCUUUGUGAAACUCACUGAAAUCCUAAACAGGUGCCCUAAUGUGAGUCUGCAAAAGCUACCGGAAGAGUGGUUAUUGAGUGUUUUAGAGGAAAUUAAGUGCUGUGAUCCUUCGUCUAAACUCUGUGCCACAAGACGCAGUGCUGGAAUUCCUUUCUACAUACAGGCAUUGUUGGCAUCCGAACCUAAGAAAGGCAAAAUGGAUUUGUUGAAAAUAACAAUGAAAGAGUUAAUCUCUUUGGCUGGACCUACAGAUGACUCACAAAGCACAGUCCCCAAGGUUCAUGCUUUAAAUAUCCUUAGAGCCUUGUUCAGAGAUACACGUCUGGGAGAAAUUAUUAUCCCUUAUGUUGCUGAUGGAACUAAGGCCGCGAUUCUGGGCUUUACAUCCCCAGUCUGGGCAGUGAGAAAUUCAUCCACGCUUCUCUUCAGUACCUUGAUCACAAGAAUAUUUGGAGUUAAAAGGGGAAAGGAUGAACUUUCCAAAAAAAAUAGAAUGACAGGGAGCGAAUUUUUCUCUCGUUUCCCUGAACUCUAUCCCUUUCUUCUCAGACAGUUGGAAAGCGUGGCCAGUACUGUGGACAGUGAUACAGGAGAACUAAACCGUCAUCCCAGCAUGUUUCUCUUACUUUUGGUGUUGGGGAGACUCUACCCUUCCCCCAUGGAUGGCACCUGUUCCGCUCUCAGCAUGGCACCUUUUAUUCCCUUCAUUAUGAGAUGUGGUCACUCACCUGUCUACCGCUCCCGUGAAAUGGCAGCACGUGCCUUGGUCCCGUUUGUUAUGAUGGACGAAAUCCCUAAUACCAUCCAAACUCUGUUGGCCAAACUCCCUGACUGCACUGACCAGUGUUUCCGGCAAAACCAUAUUCAUGGGACACUUCUCCAAGUUUUUCAUUUGUUACAAGCCUUCUCAGACUCCAAAUACAGAAUGAAUACAUACUUUCAGCAGGAACUGGCUGACGUCGCUGUUUGUACCAAAGCCAAGCUCUGGCUGGCCAAGAGGCAAAAUCCAUGUUUGGUGACCAGAGCUGUGUAUAUUGAUAUCCUCUUCCUGUUGACUUGCUGCCUUGACAAACUCUCAAAAGGCAACCAGCCAGUUCUGGAGCAUCUUGGCUUCUGGGAGGAAGUCAGAAGGAUCAUCUUAGGAUCAGAGCUGAUAACAGGGUUCCCCUAUACCUACACGGUGCCAGGCCAGCCCCAGUAUCUCCAGAGCCUCACCAAACUGGCCAUCGCUGCAGUGUGGGCAGUAGCGGCCCAGGCUGGAGAGCAGAACAGGGAUGUUCCCAUCUCCUUCUCUCAGCUGUUGGAGUCUUCCUUCCCUGAAGUGCGCCUGCUCACGCUGGAAGCCCUGCUAGAAAGGUUCUCAACAGCAGCCUCUGCUCUGGGAGAGAAGGGACUGCCGCCCUUACUGUGGAAUAUGGGAGGGACAUUCUUGACAUUGGUGCUGAAGGAAAAUCACCCAGAAUGCCUCUGCAAGAUACUGAAAAUUCUCCAUUGCCUGGACCCCAGUGAGUGGCUCCCUCAGACAGAGGACCGUGUCCAUCUCAGCUCAAAGGAGUUCCUGAUCUGGACAAUGGAUCUUGCUUCCCAUGAAAGGUCUGAAAUUCAAAGUGAAGCUCUGAGACUCACCUCCAAAGUGAUUGCCCACCACAUGCAGAUGUGUGACGAGACCAGAGACUUGGUGGCCCCCAGCCUGCAGCAGUGGGUUCAGUUGGUUGUCUCUUCCUGUGGAGAUCAUCUGCCCACAGAGUCCAGGCUGGCUGCUGCUGAAGUUCUUGCCAGCACUGCACCAUUUUUCCUCACCAACCCCCAACCCAUUCUUGGACUGCAGGAUACGCUUGCUCUCUGGAAAUGUGUCCUCACCCUCCUGCAGAGUGAGGAGCAAGUUGUCCGAGAUGCAGCCACGGAAACUGUGAUGACCGCCAUGUCACAGGAGAACACUCGCCAGUCAACAGAAUUUGCCUUCUGUCAGGUGGAUGCCUCCAGCGCACUGGAUCUGGCUCUGGCUGUGCUGUGUGACCUGCUCCAGCAGUGGGAUCAGCUGACCCCUGGACUCCCAGUCCUGCUGGGAUGGCUGUUGGGAGAGGGUGAGGAUCUCAUGGCCUGUGAGGAGAGCGCACAUCAGGUGGAAGAAGACUACCCGUUUGAAAAAACGGAAAUCAACUUUUGGGCCGAGACCCUGAUCUUCGUGAAAUACCUCUACAAGCACCUCUUCCGCCUCUUCUCUCAGUCCAGCUGGUGUCCCCUCAGCCCCGAGAUGCUCCGUCACCUUCAGAGGACUGCGUCGGAGCAAAGCCACCUCCUCUCCCAGCUCUUCAGAGUGCUGCCUCCCACUGCUGAGUUUUUGAAGUCUGCAGAGUUCACGAGACUGCGCAUUCGGGAGGAAAGGACUUUGGCUUGCCUGAGGCUGCUGGGUCUUCUGGAAGGAAAGCAAGGGGAGGACACCCUAGUUCUUAGGGCUUUGGAUUCUCCUGCAGCAGCGAAUCAGUUAAUGCUUCCAAGAACAAAAACAGCUUGUUGAAGAAGGAUUUGUGGGAUUGGGGUGGGGUGGGUUAUUCCUCCACUCAGUCAAUAGUAAAGUGUUCAACAGAAACUCCAGCAUCUUCUCCCCUUCACACCGUGCCUCUUCCCCCCACCUCCCUUUUGUGAAUCUAGUCUUCUGUCCCACAGAGGAUUUUUUCUUAGGUUCAGUCAUUCAAGGCUGCCUCGUUUAUUGCAGCUACUGUAGGAAGUGAGGCUACCACAGUGAAUAUUGACUCUGUUCCCAGGUGCAGGCCACCUGCAGGCCUGAAUUAACCUUUCUCAUCCCCCAGGACCUCCAAUGUCCAACCAGAGCCAGCCUGCAUUUUUCUCUGAAUUGACUACACAGAACUGGGUUUUAACAUAUGAUUUGCCCCCCACACCCAUUUUUGGCUGGUUGUAAGAGUUGGAUUAGUUAGCAAACAACCCACUUGGUCCAAAUUUCAAAUUUUAUUCCAUUUUAGUGAAGUAAGAAAUAUGUUCCAAAUGUUGGAUCCUGGGAAAAUUAAGCAUUAAGUUCAUACAAAUAAGUUUUUUACUGUCUGCAUGUUUAAGCCUUCAGUGACCUACACAUGCCAUCCUCAUUAUUAAAAGAGCCAUUACAAGCUCCUACCCCCUGACCCCCAAUAAAAAGUAUUUGUGCCAUUGUUAAGAAAUCAUAAUUCUACCACCCACUAAAACCAUAGCCUCUUGGCUGUUAGAAGGAACCUGGGGAAAGGGGAGUCAGAAUAAAUGACUUAUUUGAUGUCUA
Messenger RNA from Bubalus bubalis (water buffalo), 6892 nucleotides. RefSeq names its product THADA armadillo repeat containing (gene THADA). Gene Ontology annotation, biological process: tRNA methylation. Gene Ontology annotation, cellular component: cytosol. The record is from RefSeq and is a predicted model, not a curated record. NCBI's taxonomy places the organism in Eukaryota, Metazoa, Chordata, Mammalia, Artiodactyla, Bovidae. The transcript has 40 exons. Bases 224 to 6142 code for a protein of 1972 amino acids.